Molecule: messenger RNA, 2925 nt
Organism: Nicotiana tabacum (common tobacco)
Lineage: Eukaryota; Viridiplantae; Streptophyta; Magnoliopsida; Solanales; Solanaceae
Product: putative pentatricopeptide repeat-containing protein At5g59200, chloroplastic
Biological process (GO): RNA modification
Molecular function (GO): RNA binding; zinc ion binding; protein binding
Source: RefSeq, a predicted model, not a curated record
GAAAGAAAGAUUAGUUUAGUAUAACUAUGAAAAACGAAAGACGAAUAAACAAGACGUGCUCUCAUGCUAGGCUACCGUUCUUGUAUCCUGUUGCCUCAAGAUUUUUGCAGUAAGAGUUAACAACAGUUGUUUUCAAUCAAAAGAAUCGCCUUACUCGCUUCAGAUAAAUCGCCUUCAUGCUAGGCGCCACCGCGUCACCACAUCUGUCCCCGCCAUAUUUGUACUCAAAUCCCUACAGUUUCCAAGAUCGAAAGCAAUUUCUCAUCAAGUUACAGAAAUGCAAAAGCAUAAAACAGGCAGCUCCAAUUCACGCUCAUAUAAUCAAGAAUGGCAAUAAAAAUGAUCCCUUUAUUUUAUUCGAGCUUCUUCGAGUAUGUUCUCGAAGCUGCUCCAUCGAAUACGCUUCCAAGAUCUUUCGAAAAACCUCAAACCCGAAUGUUUUUCUCUAUACUGCUUUUAUUGACGUGUUUAUCUCUUCGGGUGCUUACAGUGAUGGAAUUAGAACUUAUUUUCAAAUGGUUAGAGAUUUCAUUUUACCAGAUAAUUAUAUUAUCCCUUUGGUCCUGAAAGCAUGUGGGUCUGCUCUCGAUUUGAACAGCGGUGAACAAAUCCAUUGCCAGGCCAUGAAAUUGGGAUUGUGUUCGGACAGAUUCGUGAGGUUAAAGCUAGUGGAGCUUUAUGGAAAAUGCGGAGAGUUUAGUGAUGCAAAGAGGAUGUUUGAUGAAAUGCCUCAAAGAGAUGUUGUUGCCUCCACUGUUAUGAUAUCAUGUUAUCUUGAUCAUGGAUUAGUGCGUAAGGCGAUGGAUGAAUUUUGGCUGGUUUCUACCAAGGAUAAUGUUUGCUGGACAGCUAUGAUUGAUGGGUUAGCUAGAAAUGGUGAAAUGAAUAUGGCAUUGGAGUUAUUCAGAGAAAUGCAGAUGGAAGGUGUGAAGCCUAAUGAAGUCACAAUUGUUUGCGUUCUAUCGGCUUGUGCGCAGUUGGGAGCACUAGAACUUGGUAAAUGGGUUCAUUCGUAUGUGGAGAAGUACAACAUUGAAGUUAAUCAUAUAGUUGGUUCAGCUUUGGUGAACAUGUAUUCGAGGUGUGGAGAUAUUGAUGAGGCAGCUAGCCUUUUUGAAGACUUGGAAGCUAGAGACGUGACCACUUAUAAUUCUAUGAUUGUGGGAUAUGCAUUGAAUGGUAGGAGUACAGAGGCCAUCAAAAUAUUCCAGAGACUGAUACGUGAUGGAAUUAAACCAACAAGUAUAACAUUUUCUGCUGUUUUGAAUGCAUGCAGUCAUGGUGGGUUAGUGGACAUUGGAUUUGACAUCUUUGAAAGUAUGAAAACUGAAUAUGGGAUUGAACGGCGAAUUGAACAUUACGGGUGUAUGGUUGAUCUUCUUGGUCGUGUGGGACGUCUUCAGGAGGCUUAUGAUUUUAUACAAAGAGCCAAUAUUGCUCCAGACAAUAUAAUUUGGGGGUCGCUGUUAAGUGCUUGUAGAAUUCAUAAAAAUUUUGAACUAGGGGAAAGGGUUGCAAAGAUUUUAAUGGAGUAUGGUGCUGCUGAUUCUGGAACAUAUAUUCUUCUGUCUAAUGUCUAUGCUUCACUGGGUAAAUUUAAGGAAGCAGCACAAGUGAGAGCAAAGUUGAGAGAAGAAGGCGUCCAAAAGGAACCAGGUUGCAGUUCAAUUGAAGUGAAAAAUGAGAUCCAUGAGUUCCUUUUGGGAGACAUUAGACACCCCGAAAGGGAAGCAAUAUACAAUAAACUGAAGGAGCUGGACGAUAUGCUAAAAUCAGAAGAUUAUGCUCCAGAAACCGAUGUCAUCUCACAAGAUAUUGAAGAACAUGAGAAAAAGUGGGCCUUGAGCAUACAUAGCGAAAGGCUGGCAAUAUGCUAUGGCUUGAUCUCAACCAAACCAUGUACCACUAUAAGAGUUGUAAAAAGUCUUAGAGUUUGCAAUGACUGCCAUUCAGUUAUUAAGCUUAUAUCUAAGAUUACACAGAGGAGAAUUGUUGUAAGAGAUCGUAAUAGGUUUCACCAUUUUGAAAAUGGUGUUUGUUCUUGUGGUGAUUACUGGUAAACAUAACAUAUUCUUUUCUCUACGUUCUUGAUAUGAUGCUAUAUCCAUCUUUGGAUCCAUCUCACGACUAAUCCAGGAAGAUAGAAGUAAGAGUGGAAGCUGUAAAUACUGAGGUUACUGGAUUAAAUAUACAAUCUUAAAGUGAAUAAACUGAGCACAAUACAAAAAAAGAAAAAAAAAAGAAAAAAGUUAUGUGCUGCAUUAGAGAGAUGGCGAAGAGGUUAGCAUGAAGAAUCUUAUGGUACAGUGCUCGGUUACUGACAAAUAGGCCGACAUUUACUCGUUUCUUGAUUACCCUUUAAGGUGGCUUAUUUUCUGGUUCUUUCAGUGUCUAGGCUGAGUGAUUGAUCUAGUUCUGCAAAUAAUCUAGUGUCAAAGAAAUACAUCAUGAAUGAAAGUGGUUCAAAAUUCAUAUAUAUCAUCACGAUGCCUUAGCAUGACUAGAUGAAUAUCUUUACUUGCAUUUAAAUUGACUCAUUACUUCCUUUGCAUGUUUUAUCAAAAUAACUAUGUGCUGAUUAGCUUUGUCAAAUUUUAGCAUUUCCACUGCAAAUAUGGUACAUGGCUACAUGCCAGGCUAAAUUCAUUUUGAGAUAGUAUUCAAGAUUGGAGUAUCCUUGUUUUGGGGGCAUCAAAGCAUGCAAAGAGGAUAUUGGAGUUCAUGUUUUUCGAGUAGUUUGUGGUUGAAACAUGAGUGGCUGUUCAUCUAAUUGGUUGAGGCUUGGACAUUUUAUUAUGAAGACGCAGAUCUGAGAAUAGUACUUUAUCCAAAAAUACUAAGCAAGCUAGUUUCUAUGAAUUUUGUAUGAAUACUUGACAUUGCUAAAACAGUUCAAAUACUUAAUUUAUAUGCUUCUUGAUUGAA